GCGUACCGCCAUUUUAAGUUGAGGACAGAUCGUUUCCCUCCCCCUGGCAAGAAGCUAACCAAGCUGAAUCCUCUGUAUCUCGCGGUUGCUGAAGUAUAUUCAUCUGUGGGAAAUCAUCUUGCUUUGAACAAAUAGAGCGCACGCUCUUAUUCCACGUUGCCUGAUUUGGGCUCUCGGAGUUUUAAAGGGAUUGAAUGAAGAGCUGAGGUGAAAGAUGACCCAGUUUUUACCCCCUAAUCUGCUGGCCCUAUUUGCGCCCCGGGACCCCAUACCAUUUCUGACCCAGUUGGAGAAGCUUCCCCAUGAAAAACACCACAACCAGCCAUACUGUGGCAUCGCUCCCUUCAUCAGGCACUUUGAGGACCCCAGAGAUGCCCCUCCCCCCACUAGGGCAGAAACUCGCGAUGAGAGGUUGGAGAGGAAGAGGAGGGAGAAGAUCGAGAGGAGGCAGACGGUUGUGGAGACAGAACUGAAGCUCUGGGAUCCACACAAUGACCCCAAUGCUCAGGGGGAUGCCUUCAAGACCCUGUUUGUGGCUCGUGUGAAUUAUGACACCACGGAAUCCAAGCUUCGCCGUGAGUUUGAGGUCUACGGACCCAUCAAACGGAUCUACAUCGUCUACAACAAGAGGUCAGGGAAGCCCAGAGGCUACGCCUUCAUAGAGUACGAGCACGAGAGAGACAUGCACUCUGCCUACAAGCAUGCAGACGGCAAGAAGAUCGAUGGAAGGAGAGUGCUGGUGGAUGUUGAGAGAGGCCGCACUGUGAAGGGAUGGCAUCCCCGCAGGCUAGGCGGUGGUCUUGGUGGGACAAGGAGAGGCGGGGCUGACGUCAACAUCAAGCACUCUGGAAGAGACGACACCUCACGUUACGAUGACCACCCCCCAAUUGGAGGGGAACGAGAGCGCGAACGUGGACCUGAGCCCAGAGGGGAGCGCAGAGAGCGCAGCCGUGAGCGUGAACGUGGGGGGGAGAAAGAGCGUGGUGGCGAAAGACGGCGGUCCCGGUCCCGGGAAAGACGCAGGCGCAGCACCCGCUCGAGGGAGAGGGGCGACAGGGGUCUGGGCCUGGCAGGGCCCGCAGAGGAGAGCGUAGGGGGUGGAAGGAGGAGAGAUCGGGAGAGGGAGAGGGGGGGAGGACCAGGGGGAGACAGUCAUAGCAGGGAGAGGAGCAGAGACAAGGGUGAAAGGAAGAGGAGGAGCCGCAGCAGAGAGCGCAAGCGAGACCGGGAGAGGGGCAAGGGUGGCGAGGGGGAUGAGGGCAUGGGGCUUGGAGACGGUAUGAUGGGGGAGGGAGCAGAGAAGAUGCCUGAAGAGCCUAGUGUGGGUGAGGAAGGGGGAGAGGUGGGAGAGGAGCGAGGCGGGAGGGAGCGGGACAGAGACAGGGAGCGGGACCGUGACCGGAGGCGCAGCCACAGGGACAAGGACCGGGAGAGGCACAGCAGGGGGGACAGGGAGAAGGACAGGGAGCAUAAGAGAGACAGGGAGCGGGGUGGCGGGGAGCGCAGGGAGGACCGGCAUGGCUCUCUCCUGCCCCCCUCGGCCGAGCAGGACGACGUGGGUAACGGGGAGGCGGGGGAAGCACCGCCCCAGCCAGAGGAGAACAGCCAGGAUGGGUUGACGAUGGACCAGGAGUCUGUGCAGUCGGGGGAGGGCUACGUUUCCAAUGAGAACGGCUACAAGGUGGAGACCCAGGCAGACGAGUACUAAGCGGGGCGUUGCCAUUUUUAAGUUCCUGUUUUUUUAAUUUUAUAUAUACACAUCAAACCCACAUACCCCCUUCCCUGUUUGUGUGAAUGAUACUGUAAUGAGCUGCUGCCCUGUUAGAAGCCACAACGGAGCAGUGUAGGUAUAACAAACUGUCUUUAUGGGUUAAGUAGGGUUUUGUUUAUUCUGUAUUUGAACCCCAACAAAAGGUCCACACCACAAAAUAAUUAUUUCAAACCCGUCCCUCGGUUCCAAACUGAACUGUCCCUUGACAUUCACGUUCUUCCCCCAACCGGAACUUUAAUCUGACAUUCUGCUCUGUCAAGUACUUGUCUGAUUACAAUCCCUUUACGAGUGAGGCAGAGAUUGCAUAGUUAAUGUUCAAAUAUGUCUUUUUCAUAAAUAUCUAUUGGUGUUAAUUCAACCUGGGUUGUUUUUUGGGGGGUUGUUAAGUUGUUUAGGUUUUGUAACACCCCCCUCCCUCCCAAGUGAUUUGUAUCAAUCCAUGAUCCCACAAAAGCAGAUGAGAAAAUAAAAAAUAUAUAUAUUUGAGCCUUCAUAUGUUCCUUUUUCACUUCAAAGUACAACCCUGAGAACAUCUUACUCAACUGUCUGGACCCAUAUGUCUAUCUAUUCUCAAGAAAAUGUACACCAAUAGCUAGGUUUCCAUCCAAUUGGCGACAGAUUUUCAUGCAAAUAUUCUUAUGUGCAUAAGGCAUUAUAUGCAUUUUCCCACCAAAGAUGUUUCCAUCCAAUUGACUUGUUGCAAAUCAAAGGCUGUGCGUGAUCUCGUGAACAUAAAAAUGCAUUUUGCGGUUAAAUUCCGAUGUAUCGAAACCCAUUGAACUAGCUUUUCCUUAUCGCAUUUAACUCCACAAAAUGUGUUAUGUAGCUUUGUUAUUGGCGUAUGUCCUCUAACCAACAGCACGAAGUUGGCUAGAGCACACGUGGCCUACAUGCGAUGUGGACAAAAGAGUGAGUAUUUUUCAAACGGUAGCCAAGCAUUGACUAUCAUGUCACCAGAAUAAGACCCUGGAUAUUUAUUGGAAAGUAACAUCAAGCUAAUUACCGUGCACGUUCAACACCCUGCGAGUUAUAUUAAUUGAUUUAAUCUGUAGUUUAAUGAACCGCACGCUUUCCCGACUAGUCGUAGUGGGAGGACCACAUGUCAACGCGUGACUCCCAAGUUUACGUCGAUAUGAUGGUUAAUUGUAUCAAUAUUUGCGCAUAAAUUCCACUGACAUAAUUAAUUUUACCAACACAUUCCACCUUGUCUAGUUGACAUUUGUUUCCGUCAGGCCUGUCAUUACUUUUUAUCCGCCGUACUUUGCUUGCAUAAAAAGGUUGGAUGGAAACCUGGUUAUUGAACAAAGUUAAAAUUGGGGGGGUAAGGAAAUGUGUUGCAAAGUGCAUGUCUACGAGUUGGCCAAUAUUGCUCAUUUUUAUUCUGUAAAGCAAGAUGGGGGAACCCCCUGAAUGGAAUUGUUCUGAUUCUUCUGAAAUAAAGUUUUUUUUAAUUUUAAAUAUUGAA
Molecule: messenger RNA, 3236 nt
Organism: Oncorhynchus keta (chum salmon)
Lineage: Eukaryota; Metazoa; Chordata; Actinopteri; Salmoniformes; Salmonidae
Gene: snrnp70
Product: small nuclear ribonucleoprotein 70 (U1)
Exons: 10
Coding region: 215-1708 (497 amino acids)
Biological process (GO): mRNA splicing, via spliceosome
Cellular component (GO): U1 snRNP; precatalytic spliceosome; U2-type prespliceosome
Molecular function (GO): mRNA binding; U1 snRNA binding
Source: RefSeq, a predicted model, not a curated record